AUGGACAGGGCUGUACACGCAGCUCCGGAAGCUGCUGUUGUGUGGGCCACUGUGUGUCUCGGCCUAGAGAUCCUCGAGAACCCCGUUGCUGAGGCUUUGGAAAAUCGCAACGGCAUUCAGUACGUGCUAUCUAGGAUGGAGUGGUACUGGAACUUGGUGGACCUCCUCCUUGACGAGAAUAAGGCCGAGGCAUCUACGGCAGCACUUCGAGACAAAUUGAGGCAGAACAUCGUACGACUUUUUGAGAAGCUCCUCUCGUAUCAGAUGAGCAGUAUCUGUCUUUACCAUCGCAAUGGGGCUGCCGUCAUCGGCAGAGACAUCUUUCGCAUUGACGACUGGGCUGGCCAGCUCAGCAGCAUCAAGGAAGUAGAGGAGGCUGUGCAACGUGAUUUGGAGCAGUACAACACUCAACAGGCCAACAUACGACUGCAGAAGCUCAACGUCACUGCCGCCGCCUUGGAAAGCAACCUACAAGAUAUCUUUGCAGCGCUGCGGGACCAAAGGGAGCACCAGACGAAGAGAGACGAAGAUGACAAGGAUAAGCAAUGUCUCAAGGACCUUCGCGUGACGGAUCCUCGCACGGAUAAGAAAGAGAUUGAAGAGAGAAAGGGUGGAUUGUUGAGAGAUUCGUAUGCAUGGAUUCGCGACCAUGUCGACUUUCAGCGUUUUCGACAUGAUGGGGAAAGUCGACUCCUCUGGAUCAAGGGAGACCCUGGCAAAGGCAAGACAAUGCUCAUGUGUGGCAUCAUUGAUGAGUUGGAGCGAGACUCUUCAGUCUCGCUCUUCUACUUUUUCUGCCAAGCCACGGGUGGUGAUCGACUGAGCACAGCGACAUCUGUCCUGCGAGGCCUCAUUUUUGACCUUGCGCGCCACAACACACAACUCACAAAGUACGUGCGGAAGAAGUAUGACUACGCCGGAAGAGAUCUCUUCUCCAGCGUAAAUGCCUGGCAAGAUCUCUCUGAAAUAUUGCGUGCCAUGCUACAAGAUCCAAGCCUUGUCAAUGUGGUUUUGGUCGUUGAUGCCUUGGAUGAGUGCAGCGUAGACCGGAUACGCCUUCUCGACUUCAUUUCCACACCUUCGCCUGCCAAGUGGAUCGUGUCAAGCCGCAAUUGGUUGGAUAUCGAAGAGAGUCUCGGCGGUGCCGAGCAAAAGGUCAAACUUCACCUCGAACUGAACCAGGAGUCGAUUUCCAAGGCCGUUGAUUCUUACAUCAAGUACAAGACGGAUCAGCUGGCACAGAAGAAGAACUAUGAUGAGCAGAUGAGGGACGCUGUUUUGCGUUACUUGACGGCGAACGCCAACGGCACAUUCCUCUGGGUCGCUCUGGAGGUCCUCGCCACUACCUUGGUCGCAUACCGACCUACUGUCCUGGAGGAGCUCAAGGUCCUCGUUGGAGGGCUAGGGGACCUGCAUAAGGAAGAGAUUGAGGAAGUAAUCAGCUCAUGUGGCUCUUUCCUGACUCUCCAAAGCGGCCAUGUGUCUUUCGUCCACCAAUCUGCAAAAGACUACCUUCUGGAAGCUGGAUCAUGCGUGGUGGUACCUCGCGGUAUUGCAUGCCAGCACCGCGUCGUUUUCUCGAGGUCAUUGGAGCUACUUUCCGCCACACUCCACCGCGACAUGUAUGACCUGCAGAAUCCUGGGCAUCCCAUUGACGAGGUUUGCGCGCCCGAGAAUGAUCCGCUCGUUGCUAUCCGCUACCCCUGCGUAUUCUGGGCUCAUCAUCUUUCCGACUGGAAGAGCCAGAUUGGAUGA
Messenger RNA from Emericellopsis cladophorae, 1755 nucleotides. RefSeq names its product Vegetative incompatibility protein HET-E-1. The transcript is spliced from 4 exons. NCBI's taxonomy places the organism in Eukaryota, Fungi, Ascomycota, Sordariomycetes, Hypocreales, Bionectriaceae. The record is from RefSeq and is a predicted model, not a curated record. Bases 1 to 1755 code for a protein of 584 amino acids.